AUGCCGACAGCACAAUCUGGCAUGCCGCCCCCCAAGCCAGUUCAAGCGCAUCUAUUAUCUUCAAUCCCCUUAGUCGUCGAGACCAUGUGGGAACGAACACUCCAGGAUCUCAUCCGUGGUUUACGAGCGAACAAGAAGGACGAGGCCAAGUUCAUUGCUCAGGCGUUGGACGAGAUACGACGGGAAGUUAAGAGCAAGGAUAUGGAGUUGAAGGCAGGGGCAGUUCUCAAGCUCACAUACGUAUGCUGCCUCCAGAUGAUGGGUUAUGACAUGAGUUGGGCCUCGUUCCAUGUCGUGGAAGUCAUGUCGUCUCCCAAAUAUCACCUGAAGAGUGUUGGUUACCUCGGCGCUACCCAGUCGUUUGGGCAGGACACAGAUGUGCUAAUGCUGACGACGAAUCUGCUGAAGAAAGACCUUACCUCGAAUCCUUCAGACGUUGCAGUUACCUUGAAUGGACUGUCCCACAUCAUAUCUCCUGACCUUGCUCGAGAUCUCUCCCGCGACCUGGUUGCUAUGCUUAAUCAUUCGCGACCUCAAGUACGCAAGAGGGCGGUCAUUGCUGUUUACAAGGUUCUUACAAAGUAUCCGGAAGCCACGCCCAUUGCGAUCGCUCGGUUCAAGGAGAAACUGGAUGAUCCGGAUCCUGGCGUCGUUGCGGCCACAGUCAAUGUCCUGUGUGAACUCGUUCGACGAAAUCCACGAGACUAUCUCUCUUUGGCACCGCAGCUAUUCCAUUUGCUUACGACAUCCUCAAAUAAUUGGAUGCUCAUAAAGACUAUCAAACUGUUCGGCUUUCUAUCGCCAUACGAGCCUCGUCUCGUCAGAAAGCUGCAACCGCCAAUAACUGAGCUCAUCUCAACAACGCCUGCAAUCUCUCUCCUGUAUGAAUGCGUUCGCACAUGCAUCGUUGGAGGUAUGCUGCAGAGCGCAUCUGGACACUCACUUGCAGAGCUGUGCGUCACAAAGCUGGCUGCCUUUCUACAAGACGCAGACCAGAAUCUGAAGUAUAUUGCCCUUCUCGCUUUUGUGAAGAUUGUGCCCUCGCAUCCGCAUCUUGUGGCUCAAUAUCAAGAUAUGAUUCUGUCCAGCGUCAACGAUCAGGACAUAAGCAUUCGACUGCGGGCUCUUGACCUCUUAUCUGCCAUGGUCACCCGCGAGAACCUACAAUCAAUUGUCCAGCAGCUACUUUCCCAUCUUGUCCGCUCUGACUCCUCAGUACUACCAACUGCAGCGCAAUCCCUAGCACAGAACGGAACGUCUAUGACAUCCAAGUUGCCCUCAAAUCCCAGUCACUCACCAGGCUAUCGCCUCAUUCUCUCCCAGCGCAUUCUCGCUAUGCUAUCCUACGACACCUACAGUAACAUCACAGACUUCCAGUGGUAUCUUUCUGUCCUCGUCGAUCUCGCAUACGUCGCGUCCGUAGAUGUUGGUGCGCAAAUUCGCGAUCAACUCGUCGACAUUGUGGGCAGAGUGAGGGCCGUCCGUCGAUGGGCUGUGGAGUUGAUGGUCCGGCUGCUAAGCGACGAAACGUUCUCGAGAAAUGCAAAUGAAGAGGGUAGCUGUUCUGAAGUGCUAUGGGCUGCCGCUUGGAUAUGUGGCGAAUACUGUGGUGAACUGGCCGAGCCGUACAAACUCCUUCCAUAUCUCUUACAGCAUAGCACCUCAAACCUGGCCCCAGAUAUCGUCGAGGUCUACCUUCAAGCGGUCUUGAAAGUGUUCGGAUUUUGGGCUGCUGAGCUAGCUCAGAGAUGGGACAAUGACGAUUUGCCUAGGGUAAAAGAGGUGGUUGAUAUGAUAAUUACUCGCAUGAGCGAUUUCACCUCAAACUCCGGUCUCGAAGUACAGGAGCGGGCGGCGAACUCGCUCCAGCUUUUUGUCUUCGUACGGGCCGAUAUUUCGGUGUACCGCCCCAGACCGGAGAGUACCCAUGGCUUCACGGACGUCAGUGUAUCUGCAUUCGAUCCGGUGGCAAGCCAGGAGCCCAUAUUCCCAAAAAGUCUCUUGCUCAUUCGACCUCUGUUUUCUUCAUACGAUCUCAACACCGUUGCGGCUGCCGCUCAAACCAGAGUUCCCGUGCCGGUGGGUCUAGACCUUGACGCAUGGAUUGUCCCGCCAUCGAAAGACCUAGAUGCCGAAUUGGUACCCGCACAGACCAUAGACGAAGACAGUCGUCCUGUGAGGAGCAAGGGAAAGGGAAAGGGAAAGGCCAAAGCCAAAGCGACCAACGGGGCCACAAAGAAGGGCGAGAAGAAGGCAAAGAAGGGCGAACGAACAGUCCAUACACUGGUUGAAGUGCCAGUCGAAACAUCAGAGGAAAGGGCUGAACGGGAAAGGCAAAAAACUCUUCGCUUAGAGCGACAGCGAGACGACCCAUACUAUAUCAAAGACGACCGACAUUCUCCAAACGUCGAUGAUGUUGAUUCAAUACCUGUCGUCCAUCUGAAUGAUAUGCCGCCGAUGCCACAAGAUGACUUCAAAGUACCAAGCCUGCUUCGAAAGCCUGCCACACCUAUAUCGUCCGAAUUGAUUGUCGUUGACAGAGAUGGCGAGAUGCCUGAAGGUGUCCCUCUUCCGGCAUCUCUACCCAUAUCACAGAAACCUUCCAGGUCUAUUACGCCAAACGGCGUGCUUCACCAACCACUACCGUCAUUCCCUCUCUACGUCGUAGAUGAUGAGAUCCCUCGCACCGGCACCCCAGAGCCAAUAAAGGUCACACGCAUCAAGAAAAAGGGUACAGGGAAAAAAUCAGUCAAGCGCACCGUUGAGGGAUCAUAG
Molecule: messenger RNA, 2775 nt
Organism: Heterobasidion irregulare TC 32-1
Lineage: Eukaryota; Fungi; Basidiomycota; Agaricomycetes; Russulales; Bondarzewiaceae
Exons: 12
Coding region: 1-2775 (924 amino acids)
Biological process (GO): Golgi to vacuole transport; protein targeting to vacuole
Cellular component (GO): AP-3 adaptor complex; endosome membrane; membrane coat
Source: RefSeq, a predicted model, not a curated record